AUGGCUUCAUCUGAUAUUUCCUCCAUAUUUGGAGCCCGACUCCUCUCCUCCUUCCCCUUCACCGCUGGCAAUAUCAAUAUCAACCAUGGUUCAUUUGGUGCCUAUCCCUUUGCCGUCCGAGAAGCUUUGAACAAUUACCAGCGGCGUAUCGAUGCUCAGCCCGAUGGCUUUCUGAGAUACGAGCUGCCAGAGUUAAUAGACAAAUCUCGCAGCGCAGUCGCGCAGCUAAUCAAUGCCGACGUUGACAAUGUGGUGCUAGUCCCCAACGCCACAACCGGCGUCAACACCGUUUUGCGCAACCUGGUGUACGAGGAAGGCGACAAGAUUGUUUAUCUGGGGACAACAUACAGUGCCUGCGAAAAGGCUGUGAUUCAUAUCGUCGAUACCUAUAAACCGCAGGAUUCGGUCGAGGCUGUCAAAGUAGAUAUGCGGUAUCCGAUGUCCAGUGAUGAGAUCCUGAAAAGGUUCGAGGAUGCAAUCUCCCACAAAGGGGUACGCAUUGCCCUCUUUGAUACCGUCUCAAGCCUUCCCGCUCUUCGGUUGCCGUUUGAAAAGAUGGUUUCCCUGUGUAAGAAGUACAAUGUUCUCAGUCUGGUAGACGGUGCUCACGGUGUCGGGUGUAUUGGGCUCGACAUGCGAAGCUUAGACGCCGACUUUUUCCUUACCGUUAGAUGGCUUUACACACCCCGGUCCUGUGCAAUCCUACACGUCCCAGCUCGGAAUCAACAUCUCAUCAAAACCUCACUCCCUACAUCCCACGGAUACAACCCUGCAGAACGGCCAGGAAGACCAAAGGUUCACAAUCCUUUACCAGCAAGCACCAAAUCAACGUUUGUGUAUCUGUUCGACUUUGUGGCAACCAUGGAUUAUGCGCCAUACCUGUGUGUUCCGGACGCCAUCAAAUUCAGAGAAGAGCAGUGCGGUGGCGAAGACAAGAUUCUAACGUAUACUAUUACCCUUGCGAAGCAAGGAGCGGAUCGCGUGGCUAGCAUUCUAGGAACAGACGUCCUUGGAGAUGACGACCAGAGGGCAUGUCCUUUGACAAUGGUACGGUUGCCGCUUACCUUCUCCGAUGAGGAUAUCAAAGAAGAAAAGCACAAGUCGGUUCAUGCGUGGAUUGAGAAAACAAUGUUUUACAAGUAUGGAGCGUUCGUUCCUUUGAUCUAUCACGGGAGUCAGAUGUGGGUUAGGUUAAGUGGGCAAGUCUACCUUGCCUUAGAGGACUUCGACAAAGUUGGGCAUAUGUUGUCUGAUCUCUGUGCAAGAGCUGCAAAGAGAAAGACUUCGCAUUUAUGA
Talaromyces atroroseus is the source of this 1296-nucleotide messenger RNA. RefSeq lists its product as hypothetical. Lineage: Eukaryota; Fungi; Ascomycota; Eurotiomycetes; Eurotiales; Trichocomaceae. The record is from RefSeq and is a predicted model, not a curated record. Bases 1 to 1296 code for a protein of 431 amino acids. The transcript is spliced from 2 exons.